AUGCCAUCACCACCUCCUAAACCAUCUUCUCCUAUCCCUUUCCAACGCAACCGCGCACACACCAUGGACGAGUCCUGGCCUCCUUCUCAUAACCCUCCUCAGGGGUCUUUCCGUCUUCGGGCCAUCGAAAACAUCUCUUCCCUUGACCCCAAACCCGCUACUGAAGAACGUACUGACCCUUACUUCACGGCCAAUGCGGCCAAUGGACCUCUUCACAUCGUCGAUACCAUGCUUCUCCAAGUUGUUCGCGACCAGAACGGCAACACUCUUGGCAUGAGAGUGAUUGAUCCCAACAACACAAUGGGUAAAGAAGCCAACAUUUGCGCUCCUCUCCCCCUUGGAGAGUCUACCACUGGCAUGGCCUUCAAUGUUGGGUCCGCCCAAGCAAUGCACGAGGCGUUCAUGAAAGCCAAGCAGGUGACAGACUCCGAGCGCAUCGUCGGAGUCAUGUUUGCUCCUGUCAAACAGAAAGGUCAAGUUCGAGAUGUUGACUGGUCUAUCUUGGAGCAGGGUAAGAAGCCCGAGAAGGAGACCGGUCCCAAGGCCGUGAAAGGUCACCGCUCUCGCCACACCACUAACGAGUUUGGUGAAUCCUCCAAGCAGAAGCCCAAGCCCAAGGCAGAGCUCGAGAACUGGUCAGAGGAUUCGGACGCGGCCGCUGGCCUCCAACUCCAUCCCAUGAUCAGGGAUAUGUACAACAAGGGAGAUAAGUGA
Molecule: messenger RNA, 714 nt
Organism: Fusarium poae
Lineage: Eukaryota; Fungi; Ascomycota; Sordariomycetes; Hypocreales; Nectriaceae
Exons: 1
Coding region: 1-714 (237 amino acids)
Source: RefSeq, a predicted model, not a curated record